GUCGCGCACAACACGGAUGCGCGCAAAGCAGUGAUGAACUGCGAGGAGAGAGAGAGGAGUUGUGUUGUAGUGAACGUCACUUUCGCUGUUUUAUUGAGACUUUGGAAACCGAUUGCAAAAUGUCUGACAAAAUGUCGAAUCAAUCGAAUCAACAAAACGCGACAAAAGUGUCCACAACUGACCGCAUCAUCAAAAGCGUUCCGUUCCCGCCGUCUCACAAGCUGUCGAUGGCCGACGUGUUUGAGGCCAAGACGGGGAAACCGCGCACAGAGAUCCUCAAACAGCACUUCAUUCUGGAGGGUAGGAUCGAGGAGAACGUCGCCCUCCGCAUCAUCAACGAGGGCGCCGCACUUCUGCGCUCCGAGAAGACCAUGAUCGACAUCGAGGCGCCCGUCACGGUCUGCGGCGACAUUCACGGCCAGUUCUACGACCUCAUGAAGCUGUUCGAAGUGGGCGGUCCGCCCUCGCAGACCAAGUACCUGUUCCUCGGCGACUACGUCGACCGGGGCUACUUCUCCAUCGAGUGCGUGCUCUACUUGUGGUCGCUGAAGCUGUGCUUCCCGACGACGCUGUUUCUGCUGCGCGGGAACCACGAGUGCCGCCAUCUCACCGAAUACUUCACUUUCAAAACCGAAUGCAAAAUCAAAUACUCGGAGCGCGUGUACGACGCCUGCAUGGAAGCCUUCGACUGUCUGCCGUUGGCCGCUCUCAUGAACGGACAGUUCCUCUGCGUUCACGGAGGUCUGUCGCCGGAAGUGCACACUUUGGACGACAUCAAGAAGCUGGACCGCUUCAAGGAGCCGCCGGCGUUCGGCCCGAUGUGCGACCUGCUGUGGUCGGACCCGUUGGAGGACUUCGGCAACGAGAAGUCGAAUGUGGAGCACUUCACGCACAACAGCGUGCGCGGCUGCUCCUACUUCUACUCGUACGGCGCGUGCUGCGAGUUCCUGCAGCAGAACAACCUCCUCUCCAUCAUCCGCGCCCACGAGGCGCAGGACGCCGGCUACCGGAUGUACCGCAAGUCGGUGGUCACCGGCUUCCCCUCCCUCAUCACCAUCUUCUCGGCGCCCAACUAUCUGGACGUGUACAACAACAAGGCGGCCGUCUUGAAGUACGAGAACAACGUGAUGAACAUCCGGCAGUUCAACUGCUCGCCGCAUCCCUAUUGGCUGCCCAACUUCAUGGACGUGUUCACGUGGUCGCUGCCCUUCGUCGGCGAGAAAGUGACCGAAAUGCUCGUCAAUCUCCUCAACAUCUGUUCGGACGACGAGUUGAUCACCGAAGGCGAGGAGAGCUUCGAGAGCGAACUCGAAGACGGCAUAGCGUCGGCGCGCAAAGAGGUGAUCCGCAACAAGAUCCGCGCCAUCGGCAAAAUGGCGCGCGUGUUCUCCGUUCUGCGCGAAGAGAGCGAAUCCGUGCUCCAACUCAAAGGUCUCACUCCCACCGGAACUCUACCUCUCGGCGCGCUCUCCGGCGGCAAGAACACGCUCAGGAACGCGCUGGCCGGCUUCUCGCCGCACCACAAGAUCGCGAGCUUCGAGGAGGCGAAGGGUUUGGACAAAAUGAACGAAAGAAUGCCUCCGCGGAAGGAGGCGCCGCCGCCGCCGCCAACCGACAAAUCCAUUGACAGCUAA
Messenger RNA from Medioppia subpectinata, 1634 nucleotides. The record is from the annotation of a GenBank genome assembly. NCBI's taxonomy places the organism in Eukaryota, Metazoa, Arthropoda, Arachnida, Sarcoptiformes, Oppiidae.